GUAAACAUUGAGGCAUCGACCCACAUGUGAAGAAAUCAAUACGCUCGCAGGGAAAAUUGAUUUCAUAUUCGGGUAGACUGCGAAAUAGCCGCGAUUUUGAAAUUCUCUGUCAAGAUUCUAUCUCUUCUCUGUCUCUAGUUUUCAAAUCUUCAGCAUUAUGUCCGCACCUCCACCGUACCCUGGGGCCGAGAAACAAGGCCAAGGACCCCCACCCCCGCCCUCAGGCUAUGGUCCCCCACCCCCUGCUGCGGGUUAUCAGCCUAUGUAUGGACAGCCAGCAGCUGGAUAUCAACCCGGAUAUCAGCCGAUGACAGCUGGGCAGUCAAGCGUGACCGUUAUCACCCAACCAGGAAUCAUGAUUGCAGGACAGCAGUUCAGAGAACAUCCGGUCCGCACCAAAUGUCCGGCAUGCCAAGCGGAAGUGAUGACCUCCACCAGUUUUGAAACUGGUACUUUUGCCUGGGUGAUUGCCCUUGUCUUGUGCCUGUUUGGGCUGUGGUUGGGCUGUUGUCUGAUCCCAUUCUGUGUGGACGGAUGUAAGGACGUCGUCCACAGCUGUCCUAACUGCAGACACACCAUCGGGAAGUUCAACCGGAUGUGAGUCCAAACGGAUAUACCGGUUCCAACAACAAAACACCAACCAGGAAAAAAAGUGCCCGAGUUUUCAUCUUUUUAAUCUUGAUUGACAUUUUUGGAUUAAAUUGUGUUGAUUUGAUAAAUUGGUGAAUUUUUUGUGGAGAUUUACGACAAGCAAAGAUUAAUUUGUGCCAUUAAUAUCCGUUUUGAAGUAGAAUAUACUAAUACUUUCUUGAAUGAUCCUAUGCCUUUAGCGUGACAUAAGUAUGCCUUUACAUACAAUGAUUCAAGAUCUUUAUCAUUAAACCUGGUCAAUAUUUUUUAAUCUCAAUAACGAAUCAUCUACAAGUAUUUGUGUUGUUACUUUAUUACUGUUUUAAAAUUACCUCGUCAAGUUACUUAAUUAUGUACAUGUAUUUUUGAUUUUUCAGCGUAUAUAAAUAUAUUUUUGUAAACUGUUCUUAUGCCCAUUUCAUUGUACAUGUAAUAGUAGCUACAUGUAUAUGUAUGUUCAUUUUUCUAAAACAGCAAACCUAUCUUCAUGUACUGAUACCCGACUACACAAACUGUUACUGAUGUUUUUUUUUAUUUUUUUAAUUAAGAAC
Messenger RNA from Magallana angulata, 1181 nucleotides. Its product is annotated as LITAF domain-containing protein-like. NCBI's taxonomy places the organism in Eukaryota, Metazoa, Mollusca, Bivalvia, Ostreida, Ostreidae. The transcript has 6 exons. The coding region runs from base 158 to 601 and encodes 147 amino acids. The record is from RefSeq and is a predicted model, not a curated record. Gene Ontology annotation, molecular function: zinc ion binding.